AUGAAAUUUUUUUUUAUUGUUAAUAAACUUAUACCUAAUGUCUGUUUGGAAGUUAAGUUCAGAUUAACUAAUUGGCUUAUUAAUAUUGAAGAGCUAGAUACCCGUGAUCUAUUAUUUGAUAUUUUAAUUGAUUUAUAUCAUCAUCUUAAAUUUGGUGAAUUUGAAUAUGAUUUGAUGUUAAAUAUACUUUUAGAUGUUCUUGAGUAUAUUUCUAAUAUGGAAAACAAUGAUUAUGAAAACCUUUUUAUUUUUGGUAAUAACAUUAAUAAAACAACGAAUUUUUUAAUCUUUUUUUUAAAUAUAUUAAAAUAUAUACCUGCAAAGUAUAGUUGGAAACUUGUAAUUAUUCUAUAUAAUGAAAUAAAUAAUAUUAAUAGUGCUACUUUUACUAUUAUUUCAUUACUUUUUGAAAAUAUAAUAACAAAUAUCUAUUUAGCAUAUUCCUUUUCAACAGAAAUAUCUAAAAUUGAUUUUAAUAAUGAAAAUAUAAAUAAACAAACAUAUAAUUUAAAUUCAAUUAUAAUUAAUGAAUUUGAUAAUAAUAUUUUAAAUAAUAAAUAUAAUGAUGUAAUGUACAAUAAUAUAACUAAUGAUAAUAUAUAUUUAAAAUUUUGUUUUAAAUUAAAUAUACCAUUUUAUAAAGUUAAUGAAAAAUAUAUAGAUGGAGAAUUUAAUAAAUUAAUAAAUUUAGAUGAUGAAUAUAAUUUUGAGUUAAUUUUAGCAUUAAUUAAUAUUAUUUUAAAAGAGAAUAAAGAUUUUCAAAAUUUAAUUUUGAAAUAUUUAAUUUUAUAUGAAUCAAAAAAAUUAUAUAAUAUUAAUCCAUUUUGUGUAAUUCUAAUUAGAUUAUGGCUUUUAAAUAUAUUUCAUUUAAAAGAUGAAACUGGAUGUAUUAAACAAUUAAUCUAUUUUAUUGAAUCAGGUGGAAAUAUAUAUUUGUUAUAUGACUGCUCUAUAAUGGUAUCUAAUUGUGAAUUAUUUAGCAUAAUUAAUUUUGUUAAUAAAGAUAAAUAUAAAGAUGAUUGUAGUGAUAUUUUAUUUAUUUUAAAGAUAUCAUUAUUUUUACAUAAGAAGGAAUAUAAUAAAAUUAAUGAAAGUUCGAUGGAUGGAUUGAUUUUAUCUGAAGAGGAUAUAUUUUUAAUAAAAAAUUAUCUUAAUAUAUCAUUUGAGAAUUCAUCUCAAAUUACUCAAUUUAUUUUAAAUAAAAUUGAUUCUGAUAUAUCAUUUUGUUGUAAUAAAUUGCAAUAUAUAAUAAAAAGAAUGAAUUAUUAUUGGGUUGAAGAUAAUUAUUUUAAUAUAAUUAUAGAAAGAUUAUAUUUUUUAAUUAAUCAUACUUCUUUAUAUAUUCGUCAAUAUAUUUUAAAUAUUUUAAAUUAUUUACCAUUAAAUACUAUUUCAAAUGAAUCUCAUAUAAAUUUAAUUGGAUUAUAUUUAUUAUUAAUUACAAAUAUAUCUCAAAAAAAUAUAAAUUUAAAAUAUCCAAAAUAUAUUAAAGAAAUAAUAAAUAAAGAUUUAGAUUUUUUUGAUAAUUCAUCAAAUGAAUAUUUUAAAUUAUUUGAUGAUUAUAUAUUAUCUUUAAAAAGGAUAUAUAAUAAGAAAAUUUUGGAAAUUGCUAUUCUUCAGUAUUUAUGGUAUUCAAUUAUUCAACUUUUAUAUAAUAAUUUGUCUAAUAAAAGAAUAAUAGUUAAAUUAGAAAAUAUAAUAAAAUUGAUUCCUUCAAAUUAUUUAAUAACAUUUUUAUGGUAUAUUUCAAUUCAUAAUUCUAUAGAUGCUAUUAAUAUAAUUCAAGAUUUUAGUCAUUAUAAACGUUCAAUAGCUUUGAUUCAAAAUAAACUUUUAAAUAUUCAGAUUUUUGCUUUAAAAUUACAAGAUUGUGCAAGAGAAAUUUUGAAUAUUAAUAUAUCAAAUGAUAAUAUGAAUAUAUUUUUAUUUGUUGUACAAAAUCUUAAUUUAGAAUAUAGAAAUAAAUUUAUUUGUUUAUUAAAUAAAUAUUUAAGAUCUCAAAAUUUGGUGGAUAAAUUUUUGAAUAUAUUUCUUAAUAAUAUUCUCCAAAAAUCAAAAUAUAAAGAUUCAAUUUCUUCUAAAUAUAUGAAGAUUAUUGAUAUUUUAAUUUUAUUAUGUUCAGAUUAA
Messenger RNA from Cryptosporidium muris RN66, 2127 nucleotides. RefSeq lists its product as uncharacterized. Lineage: Eukaryota; Apicomplexa; Conoidasida; Eucoccidiorida; Cryptosporidiidae. The record is from RefSeq and is a predicted model, not a curated record. Bases 1 to 2127 code for a protein of 708 amino acids. The transcript has a single exon.